Molecule: messenger RNA, 2284 nt
Organism: Thrips palmi
Lineage: Eukaryota; Metazoa; Arthropoda; Insecta; Thysanoptera; Thripidae
Product: probable 4-coumarate--CoA ligase 3
Exons: 8
Coding region: 332-2125 (597 amino acids)
Biological process (GO): long-chain fatty acid metabolic process; fatty-acyl-CoA biosynthetic process
Molecular function (GO): long-chain fatty acid-CoA ligase activity
Source: RefSeq, a predicted model, not a curated record
AGCACUUCUUCUUGCCCUGCCUCCACUCCUGGGGCUUGGGGGCUUGGGCUUGGCAGUGUCGUAGUCCCUCGCCGGGCUUUGCCGAGUCAGCAGGGUAGAGUCCGAGUGAAGCCGAACCGGCACCGGCAUCGCACCACGCCGCGACAACACCGCAAUUGCACUCGCGUCGCUGUGCUGUCGCUGUCAGUCCGCGUCCGCGAGCGCUAGCGCUGCGUACUGUACUGUGGUACUGUAGUCCGAGCGAGAAGCCGGCGGCCAUCCAGCUCCAGUGCCAGGCCUCUCAGAGUCCAGUUGGCUUCCCCGAUCUAGACCAUCUAGACCCCGCAGCACGAUGCGACAGCUGUCGUCCCGCGUCCUGGGCCUGCACCGGCGCCUCGCCGCCCUGUCCGCGGCGUCCGCGUCCUCGUCGUCGCGGUGCCUCAGCAGCGGCCCGAGCCCCGCGGCGUCCACCAGGACCACCAGCACCUCGGGGCAGAGCCUCGUCGUCGAGUCACUGUACGGCAAGGACCUGGCCGCGUCGCACGACACCCUCAUCGAGCACCUGUGGAAGGACUCGUGCGUCUGGGACGACAAGAAGUUCCUGACGUGCGCCGUGUCCGGCAGCUCCUACACCUACAGGGAGGCCCGCCGCCUGACCCAUGGCUUCGCGCGAGCCCUCGCCGGCGGCCUGGGCGGCCUGGAUGCCAAGGGCCAGCGGCUGUGCAAGGGUGACGUGGUGGCCGUGGUCGCCCCCAACACCCCCGAGUUCGUGCUGGCCGCGCACGGCGCCAUCGAGGCGGGGCUCACCGUCACGUUCGUCAACCCCCUGUACACGCCGGAGGAGACGGCCCGCCAGCUGGCCAUCUGCGGCACGCGCUUGGUGCUCACCGUGCCCAUCCUGCUGCCCCUGGUGCGCGCCGUGGCGCAGAAGCUGCCCCAGUACGUGGGCACCGUACUGCUCGACCAGCAGCCCUCAGAGCAGCCCGCCGGCGAGUUCAGCUUCCAGUGCCUGGCCGCGGAGGGCGCCUCCACGGAGGGCGUGCGCCUGCCGCGCAACGCGCCCGAGGACGUGGCCAUCCUGCCCUUCUCGUCGGGCACCACCGGCAUGCCCAAGGGCGUCAUGCUCACCCACGGCCAGCUCGUCAGCAACCUGGAGCAGAACUUGCACCCCGAUUUCCGCUUCGCGCUCUACACCAGGGGUGACGUCCAGGACACGCUGCUCAGCAUCCUCCCCUUCUUCCACAUCUACGGCCUCAACUCGGUGCUGCACACCAGCAUGCUCAGCGGCCAGCACCUCAUCUCCAUGCCCAAGUUCACGGCGGAGGACUACAUCGGCGCGCUGCUGCGCCACCGGCCGACGGGGCUGGCCGCGGUGCCCGCCGUCGUGCAGUUCCUGUCCAUGCACCCCGCCGUCAAGCCCGACCACCUGGCCAGCGUGCGCUACGUCAUGAGCGGCGCCGCGCCCCUCGGCCUGGACGUCAUCAAGCGCCUCAACGACAAGGCGGGCCGCGAGCUGGACCUGCGCCAAGGGUACGGCAUGACCGAGACCGCCCCCGUGACCGUGCUGUGCUCCAGGCACACGCCGCUGGACAAGCGGGGCUCCGUGGGGCAGCUGCUGCCCGGCACGCGCGCUCGCAUCGCCGACCUGGCGACGGGGGAGGACCUGGGGCCCGGCCAGCGCGGCGAGCUGCUCAUCAAAGGCCCUCAGGUGAUGAAGGGCUACUACAAGAACGCGGAGGCGACCCGCGAGGUGGUGGACGACGAGGGCUGGCUGCACACGGGCGACGUGGCCUUCUACGACGAGGACCAGUACUUCUACAUCGUGGACCGCACCAAGGAGCUCAUCAAAGUCAAGGGCCACCAGGUGUCACCCACUGAGCUGGAGAGUAUUAUUCGUCAGAUUCCUGGCAUUGCAGAUAUUGCAGUUGUGGGAGUUCCACAUGAAAGGUUUGGUGAAGUACCCAUUGCAUUCGCAGUGCUUCAACCAGGUGCAAAGGUGACUGAAGAUGAGGUGACAUCUUUCGUAGAACCUAAAGUAGCUCCUUACAAGAAACUUGCUGGUGGAGUUAAGUUUAUUGAUGCAAUUCCAAGAAAUGCAGGAGGCAAGGUGCUACGUCAUCAACUCAAGGCAAUGGUGACAAAGUGAAGGAAAAUGAUCAAAACUUGAGUUUGGUGGUAAUACAUUUAAUGACUGCUUUGACUUCAAAACAUCAACAUCAGGUGUCAAAAACAAUGUCAUCCAAGCAACUAUGUAUUGGACAAACAAGAUAAAACAAGAAACAUUAAAUUAGAUUAUGAAAUAAUA